Penicillium riverlandense is the source of this 1032-nucleotide messenger RNA. Its product is annotated as sulfotransferase family protein. The transcript has 3 exons. The record is from RefSeq and is a predicted model, not a curated record. Bases 1 to 1032 code for a protein of 343 amino acids. Lineage: Eukaryota; Fungi; Ascomycota; Eurotiomycetes; Eurotiales; Aspergillaceae.
AUGCGAUCGAACGCCUUAACGCGCAUGCAACAAGAGACGAUGGACUAUUCCAAGAUGCUAUCUAUCCUCAAGUAUAUAUACCGAGUGCCUGAACCACCAGAGAAGCGAUCGAGGCCGUUACGAGUGAUCUGUCUUGGCCUCCCACGAACUGGGACAGAGUCGCUUAAAAGCGCUCUUGAAAUUCUUGGGUUCGACGGAGUGGCACAUGGCUUCGAGUGGUGGCUUCGUCACCCGAAUCAUAGCAUGCUCUAUUGCGAACUCUUACUACUGAAGUUGCAAAACCGCAUGCCAAGUCCAGUGGUUCUUCGAGAACGCUAUUUCGAUCGCCUUCUAGGUGACAUGGAGGCCUCUACUGAUGUUCCCACGGUUUGGUUUGCGACCGAGCUUUUGCAAGCAUACCCCGACGCCAAAAUUGUUCUAAACCGGCGCCGUGAUAUACAGGCUUGGAAAAAAAGUUUCCGCGCAUCGGUGUUGCCAAUGAUGCAAAGCUCGCAGUACUGGAUUGCUAGCUGGUUUAAUGCGGAAUUGUUUUGGGGGGUCUGGCUGACCAGCCUCGGACAUCAAACGUUUCUUUUCAAAGGCGAUUUCGAGAAGAAUGCUGAGAAAGCAUUUUCGGAUCAUUAUGAAAGCUUAGAACUGAUUUUGAAAGCCAAUGGACGGGAGUACCUCGAUUGGUCUGUCGACGAUGGCUGGUCAGACCUCCCCCUUUCCAGCAGUGCUUUGCGCGAAUUUGGCCCCAAAUUGAUGAUUGUGGACAAAGAGCGGUUCCGAAAAGCUAGGGAGAACGCCCUCCUCUGUCUUUCUUUCCUUGUGGCACUAGCGGUCCCUCUCAUCAUCCAUUUCUUUGCUCCUUCUUUCUCUGAUUGUAAGUCUGAGGCCUGCUAUGGUCGAAACCGCGAGGCCAUCAUGUGUAUUCUCAAAGCGAAGGGGCUGACUGUGGCAGGAAAGAAAUUACCCAUGAGUCGGUCACUCUACGGUACGUCUCGAAACGGUACGACAACCUACGCUCUUGAAUUGAUUUUCCAACCCUAA